AUGCCAAAGGUUGGUAGCAAUAGCCCCGCCACUAUGCAGCAUAUGCUCUGCGUGCCAUCGCAUGACAUUCCACUCGCCAUGCCCUUCUUCACUGAGGGAAUAAUUCCACCAGCUCGAAUAUCUCGGAGCCCAAAUGGUACACAUUGCAGCUCGCCACAAACCACACGACAAAACUUUGCAAGCACACAAUGCGUUUGCUGCAGCCGGCUCACGUGGACAUGCCCCCUCCAAAGGAGUAGGGCCGCCGUGAGCACCUUGGCGCUCUCUUCGCUGUCAACACGCUGUGGUAGGAACUGGGGAACCCCAGCAACCUCCAAUACCGAUCGACGGCGAAGCCGUGCCUCAUUCGCCCCAACUAUUCCUGCGUCCAGCAAAUCUCACCCAACCACCGCCUUAUUCAGUUACACGCGACCACAUUUCGAGUGCAGGUUGUGGGCAAACCAUCACUUGACUUAGUACCAGAAGACCACGCAUUCGUAGUGUGCAGUUCUACCAAUAAUUUGCACAUCUGACCCCCGUCAUAGCUCGACUGCUGACCCCGUCUUGAGUGCUAACGAUGUACAGCAAAAUUGAGAACGCUUGGCGGACUGAGUCGUUAUACUAUCAUAAAACUGGGUAGUCUCCGAUAUCUUGUUUUUUGUGAAGGUCAACCCUCGCAGACUCACUACAACCAGGUGACUUACAGCUGGAACACCUGCCGUGGCAGUGUCAGAUGGGAAGCCAAUCAUAACCC
Molecule: messenger RNA, 733 nt
Organism: Pseudomassariella vexata
Lineage: Eukaryota; Fungi; Ascomycota; Sordariomycetes; Amphisphaeriales; Pseudomassariaceae
Exons: 2
Coding region: 1-456 (151 amino acids)
Source: RefSeq, a predicted model, not a curated record